Dimorphilus gyrociliatus is the source of this 3454-nucleotide messenger RNA. The record is from the annotation of a GenBank genome assembly. Lineage: Eukaryota; Metazoa; Annelida; Polychaeta; Dinophilidae.
AACAUAUCCAACAUGGCGGACCUAACGGACGCCGAACUUCGACUUGAACUGAUAAAAUACGGUUAUACACCAGGCCCAAUAGUCCCAAGCACUCGAAAAGUUUUAGAGAAGAAGCUUCAAAAGCUUAAAUCAGGAAAAUUAAAUUCCAAUGCUCUGGUAACGGUUAGCACUGAUGAAAAUGAUUCGGAUGCUCCUUCAAAAUCGACGCCGAAAUCAAAUAGGAGAAAGAAAAGUCCAAUCAAAUCAUCUAGCACUAAACAAGCAUCAGUUACGAGCACUCAAUUACUAGAUGAAGACGAUCUGGAUACCAAUUCAGUAGGUUUACAAUGCAGUUUCAACGAAGGAAUCGAAAGACCGUUAAUCACCGGAAGGAGACCUCUUGGAGCAAAUUCACCUUUUACCAAACCGAAAUUCUAUUCAAGUACACCGAAAUGUGAUGCACCAUCAUUAAGUAGCUAUUCAACGUACCGAAAAUUUAGCUCAGUUACUCUCCGAUCAGGAGAUACAACUAAAACUUUACUUAAAACAGAAGAGCGUAAGAGUUCUUCAGAUGACAACAGUUCAUGGCGUCCCCAAAACGUUUCAGCUUUAAUUAUAUUAUUUUUUGGGGCUUUUUUAUCCGUUAUUGUAUAUUUGUACUUAAACCAGAGGCUGCUUGGUAUGGAGAGAGCCCAUGUUCAGGCGAUUUGUAAUAAGGAUGGUCCAAAGAGUUCAUUAUGCUCUUUGCAACCAGAAAGAGUAAAAUCUACUCAGCAAAUAGCAAAGGCUAUUUACGACGUUCUAAAUACGGGAGAGGGUAACAGAAUUUGUAAAGACGAAUCUCUAUCAUUAUAUAUGCCGCAGGCGACUGUCAUUAAACAGAUAUCUGUUAUUUUGAGACGGGAAGUGACUUCUAACGAACAAAAAUUUGCCUACAACCUCAUCUCGGAAAACCCUGAAUGGCAUAUGCGUUUAUAUGAUUCUUCCAAAAGAGAAACGUCUCUUCCAGAGAGUGUCCAGUAUCUUCGUUGUAUAAAACCGUCACUUCCUCUAUCUUGUAGAAUUUCUAGAUCUUUCAAAAGGCUUGCACUAUAUAUUCUGACAGGAAUAGCUGGAGUUUUGAUGAUAAUUAGCCUCUUUGUAUUUAGAAAAUAUUGGAAGAAAAGGGCUGAAAGGAGAAUGCAUGAAAUGUAUCUCAUAAUAGACAAUAUCAUUAACUUCUUCGAAAGUGAAUCCAGACAAAAGAGAGACGAUGGAGAAGAGGAUGUUUUCUUUCCUAUUGAUCACGUUCGCGAUCGACUUAUUGAACCCAAAAAACGUCGUCAAUUAGAGAAACUUUGGACUGAGGCUAUAAACUUUUUAUCGGAUAAUGAAAGCCGAUUGUCUGAACAAAUUAGAGUUGUAAAUGGGGAAGAAUUUCGUGUUUGGAAGUGGAACGACGGUGCUUUGAAUGGUAAGAACAAAGUAUGGCAAGGAAAAGCCGUAUCAGAUAAUUGUAAAGGAGACGACCCCGUUAUAGGAUACUACGAAUGCUUGAAAAUUAGAAAUAUGUUUGAUCCUGACACUGAAGUUGAAGAAAAUUGGCAUGUAGCAAUUGAAGAUGCAAUAUUGGAACAGUGUAAAGAAUCUGACAUUGUUCAUAUCUCUGUAGAGAAAUCUUCAAAAGAGGGUUGCGUGUAUGUUAAAUGCAGGACAAAAUUGGAUGCAGGAAAAGCCUUCAAGCAAAUGAGGGGUCUUUGGUUUAAUAGACGCCUUAUAUCAGUGAAAUACUUGUCAUUAGAACGCUAUCAUAGGCGUUUCCCGAAAGCUGUUAGUUGUUGUGAACGCCUCGAGCCCAGCAACGAUGAACGCAGAUCAUUAGCUGUACCUUUUUUUAAUUCCGUCACGGAAAAAUUUUAAACAAAGAUGAAGAAAAAUAGCGGGCAAUUAAUUGCCGUAGAAAGUUCAUCCACAAUCAUUUUAUAGAUUUUAUAGAAUGUUGUGUAAAGGUUCGGGUUUUUGAAACUACUUAAUGAGCUUUGUAGCGGAUUUACAGAAGUAAAUAAUAAAAUAAUGUAAAAAGACCUAGAGUGUCUUUAAAAAAUUAUUUCAAGUUGCUUUUAAUACAUUUAAAGAGAAUUCGAUUGUGUUUACAAAAUUAAAAUUUGUGAUCUAUUUAUUUCUUUUUCAAUUAUCUGCCACUGGAAUAGUUGAUUCAUCAAAAAUUAUUCAUAUUUGCCUUCAAACUAUUAAUCUAUCGUUGAUUAGAUAAAAUCCUCAUGCUCCAAAAAAUUAUCGUUGUCCCUUCUCGAUAAUAUGCCUCCGCUCUUACUCUUUGUUGCUCUUUGCAUUCUCAUCCCAGAUACAGUUCGAUUAAUACUACUAGCACCGACAGGCACAAACCAAGAAGAUAAGGAGAAGAAAGGGAAGGAUUGCAAAUGAAAGAAUCAUAAAUAACUUAUUCUUAUUCAGAUAGCUUUUAACUGUAGCCAAACAGGUUCCGUUAUGAAAGGUACUAGUAGGUGGUAGAUUGGGAAAAUUUGCCUUACGGAAAGGAUCUUUAGUAAUAUUAACGUGUCCUGUUUUAAGAGUAUUUUUUAGCAGAUAAUACAGAUUAUCUAUAUAUAGAAUAAGAAACGGAAAAAUACUAAAUUAAUAACUUCUUACUUAUAUACGUUAUCAUCUGCUUAUAGCAAUCUUCGUCAUAAAAAUCAUUUUUAUCCGGAUCGUAGGUUUUACAGCAAGAUCGAGGAAAUGGAGCAGCAGCUGACACGUCCCCGGGAGCAACGGCUGCAGCAUAUUCAGUGAUACUUUUAAAAGCACAACAUUGGAAGUUUUCUUGCACUUUGUGAAUGGCUUUCCUCCAUAAAAUAACUUUUCCCUGAUUCCUGUCGGUAUCUUCCGGAUCGAAUGAUCUUUUAUAAAUUUCUACUAUAGAUGGAAUAAAAGGAUUGAGAGGCUCACUAACUGCCACAUAAAUAACAAUGACGAGCUGAAAAAGUGCAAGACAAAUUAGGUUUCUUUUUUCAAAAACAUGUAAUUUCUCUCUCCCUCCCCUUCUUUUUUUUACCUUUAAGACAAACAAUAAAGCCAAUAGAACCAUGUAAAUGCCCAAUGCAACCCUAUCUUUAGUUAUAGCUCCAGCUAAACCUACUAUGGCUCCCACAUAGACAAAAAAGAAUAAUGAUAUCAUUGAAAUAACUGCAACUUGGAUGAUAUUCACUUGUGCUUUUUGGCUAGGAUUCUUAUCAACUUCGUAUUCGGCAGCCCUAUAAAGCGUUAUGUAGGAAGGAGUAAAAGCUAAAUAAGAAGCUAAGACUACAGCAGAUGAAGCUAUAAAGAUCAGUAACACGUUAACUAGUAUAAGUAAUGGACGAAUCAUUCUCUUAUUGUAUGAUUUCUUUCAGUUUAUUCUUUCAAUCAGUCUCUAUCUCUGAUUUUCUUUAUUUUUUUUAUAUAUUUUUAAUUUUUGUUCUUUUAAUAAUAACGAAGAAAG